This is a messenger RNA of Phialemonium atrogriseum, 1350 nucleotides long. RefSeq lists its product as uncharacterized. Gene Ontology annotation, molecular function: oxidoreductase activity. The transcript has 3 exons. The record is from RefSeq and is a predicted model, not a curated record. Lineage: Eukaryota; Fungi; Ascomycota; Sordariomycetes; Cephalothecales; Cephalothecaceae. The coding region runs from base 299 to 1207 and encodes 302 amino acids.
AUUUCCCCAAAACUCGGCAGAAGCAAGCGCCAUCGGAUGGCCACCAGCCUGAAUAUCAGUCUAAGCAGCCAGAGAUGCCGAGCUGCCAAACCUCCCCCGCCGGGCGGGGGAACGCCAUCGGCCCCACAGCCGUCGUGAUCCAGAGCGUGUUGCUGAGCAAGCUAACACCUCCACACUUUUUAAAAUAAGAAUGGGGGUGGGGUGGGAUGAAGCUGCUCCAUCUGUUCUUCAUCUUUGGAUUCUUCUACCAGAACCCUCUAAUCUAAGUGAAGAAGUGAGCAGUCUCACCUGAGCUAACAUGUCUGCGAUCAAGAAAGUUGCUGUAAUUGGGGCUUCGGGCAACCUCGGCCCCGCCAUCGUCCAGGAGCUCCUCGCUGCUGGCUUCUCGGUGACGGCCCUCAGCCGUGCCUCGUCGACGGCCACGUUCCCCGACAGCAUCGCCGUUGCGAAGGUCGACCUAGGCUCGCUUGAGUCGGUCAAGGCCGCCCUCGAGGGCCAGGACGCCGUCGUCUCGGUCGUGGCCACCGCCAGCGCCGGUCAGCAGCAGGUCCUCGUGGACGCCGCCGUCGCCGCAAAGGUCAGGCGCUUCAUCCCCUCCGAGUUCGGUAUCAACACCCGCAUCGUGGCCGGCACCCCCAUCGGCAGCAUUCUCGGCGGCAAGGUCGCCUCCGUGGACUAUCUAGACUCCAAGGCGAAGGAGAACCCGUGGUUCUCGUGGUCUGCAUUUUCGACGGGAUUCUUCUUCGACUGGGGUCUGGCAGCCAACACCCUCGGAAUUGACCUCGCCACCAAGACGGCAACGGUGGUGGACUCGGGCAACGAGAAGUGGCAGUCCAGCAACCUGCCGCAUAUCGGCAAGGCGGUCGCGGCCGCACUGAAGAACCCGGAGAAGACAGCCAACAAGUACCUGCUCUCGGCGUCCUUCAAUGUCUCUCAGAACGACAUCAUCAAGACGACGGAGGAGCUCACAGGCAUCAAAUUCACCAUCAAUCGCCUGGACUCGAAGCAGCUGCAGCAGCUAGGCGAGGACAAGCUUUCCAAGGGCGACUACAGCGCCUUCAGGGAGCUCGUCAGGGUCUGGAACUAUGCCGAUGGGGCCGACCACGCGCUGAAGCCCGAGGAUAGCGUCGACGAGCUGCUCGGUGUGCCCGGUGAUGAUCUGACGGCCUCGAUCAAGGCCUGGUUGACCAAGGCCGGGGCGCUGUGAUGCAGCUGGUAUUACACUGCACAAUGUUAGUCGAUAGAUCGAGCGCUUCCUAAUUACUCCUUAGUUCUCUGGACAUUGGCCACAUCGCACCACGGUUACCCUACAUCCUGGAUCGUCGCCUGUUUGUGAAUGUUUUACAGACG